AUGAACAUGUUGGAUGAAUCCCGAAAAACAAAAUUAAAACAAUUAUUACCAAAUUAUUUAUUUGUAUUGAUAAAUAGCGGGAAACGUCAAUCGGAAAUUGUUCAAAAAGUUGAGCCUAUUUUAGGUCUUGAAACAUCAGCACUUGUUCUUUGGUUUAUUGAAAUUUUAAUACAAUCAAGUUCUAAACAAAAAUAUGAGCUUGGAGUUGAAACUGAACAAGAAAGGCUUGAGAGGUUGAGAGAAGAGAAGCUCCAGAAAGAAAAAGCAAGACAAUUUAAUCAAACUUCAAAUAUAUUCGUUGCAGUCCAUGGAGAAAAGGCCAUCAGUAUGGUUGAAAAUUUAAUGAACAAAAUACCAUCUCAGCCGAGUUUAAGUGGUGGACCAUAUUUGGAGGACAAUUUAAUUAAUUAUGAUGACAAGAAGAUAAUAUCAACAGAUGAUAUGGAACAAUUGAAAAAACAACAUGAAUCUAACCCAACUAAAUAUCCUCAAUAUUUUUCAACCAGUGAAACGAAUUCUAUCAAAAAUACCUCAAAUAUCAAUUCAUUUUUAAACACAUCUUGGUUUGUGAUAGAAGACGGGAUCGAGGAAUUGGAUUUAUCAGAGGAUUUAGAGUCAUCGUGCUUGCUUCAAGAGGAAGCAGAAAAAGAAACAUUAAAACACAUACAAGAGAGCGAGAAGAGGAAAGAUGAUAGAAAUAGGAGAGAACAUAUCAAUCGAAGAGGAAACUAUUUCUCAAGAAAUUACAACAAAAACUCAAACGAACGACAUUAUCACAGAUACUCGAAUGAUACUUAUACCCGAGAUUAUUCCAACCAACCUAACACGAUAUACUAUCCUUCACCAUCGACUACAGUCUGCAACACAAAUUCACUCUCUGGCAAUCCUUACACUAGUCAUCAAUAUUAUCCUAAUGUCAACCCUUAUGGUGUUCAUGAGAAUACCACAAACACUAUCCAACAAUCAGCAACUGUAUAUCCUUCCAAUGGCAACAGUGGUUCUGACCAUUCAAAUUACUACAAUUUCGAUAAUGGGUCUUCCUUCAAACGAAGUUUUGACAACUACAGCAACUACGUUGAUGUCACAAACGAAAGUAACAACAAAAAACGGAAAUACAACAACAAGCUUCCAUUUGAUCAUGUACAGCCCAGUUAUCCACAACGAUGA
This is a messenger RNA of Naegleria lovaniensis, 1167 nucleotides long. RefSeq lists its product as uncharacterized. The record is from RefSeq and is a predicted model, not a curated record. NCBI's taxonomy places the organism in Eukaryota, Heterolobosea, Eutetramitea, Acrasida, Naegleriidae. The transcript is spliced from 2 exons. Bases 1 to 1167 code for a protein of 388 amino acids.